AUGUCUGAUAUACAGUUGAAGCUUUUAAAGCUUGUUGACUCGAAUAAUGGAGUUGUCAAAAAUACUUUAGAUGUCACUGAAUUGACCAACAUUGAUGCCAACACUUUACAUUCUAAUUUGGCUUCUCUUUGGUCAAAAGAAAUGGUGAAUUUCACUAGAAUUGAGCAAGACCACUGGGUAUUGACCAAGGAGGCAGAACAAUAUCUCAAGGCCGGUGCCACACCAGAAGUGCAAGUUGUAGACGAAGUUUUGAAGGCUUUAAACAAUUUAACCAUUUCUGAAUUGAAGGAAAAGUUGGGAACAGCUGGAGCUGUUGGACAAGGUAAAGCUUUCAAAAACAAAUGGUUGAGCAAAGAUGGAGACAAGUUGAUUGCAAAUGUUGAAAAAUUACCUAAUGAUACAGUAUUAGAAGAAUUGAAGACUAUUAAAGAAACCGGUUCAUUAGAUGACAAGAAGGAAUUAACUGAAUUGAAAAAGAGAAAAUUGAUAAAUUUAACAAAAAUUGUUGGAUACAAGAUUGAAAAGGGUCCUAAAUUUGCUCUUGAGAUUGUUAAUCUUGAAACUGAUAUCACUUCCGAUAUGAUUUUGAAUAACUCAUGGAAAACUGCUCAAUUCAAACCAUACAAUUUCAAUUCAGAGGGUGUUUACCCGCAAUCAGGUGCAUUACAUCCAUUAAACAAAGUUAGAGAAGAAUUCAGACAAAUCUUUUUCUCACUAGGAUUUACUGAGAUGCCAUCAAAUCAAUACGUUGAGUCUGGCUUUUGGAAUUUUGACUCGUUAUUUGUUCCUCAACAACAUCCAGCUAGAGACUUACAAGAUACAUUUUAUUUAAAAGAUCCGGUAAAGGCUAAGGAACCAGAAGAUAAGGAAUACUGGGAGAAUGUAAAACAAGUACACCAAGAUGGGAAGUAUGGAUCCAUUGGAUACAGAUACCCGUGGAAAGCUGACGAAUCAUUGAGAAUGGUUUUAAGAACACACACCACCGCUAUUUCAGCAGCAAUGUUGUAUAAGUUAGCUAAGGACCCUAAACCUACGAGGUUAUUCUCCAUUGAUCGUGUUUUCAGAAAUGAAGCCGUAGAUGCUACUCACUUGGCAGAAUUCCACCAAGUAGAAGGUGUCAUUGCUGGAUAUGACAUUACUUUAGGUGAUUUGAUUGGGUUUAUGGAUGAUUUCUUCGGUAAGAUGGGUGUUGAUAACUUGAGAUUCAAAGCUGCCUACAAUCCAUACACUGAACCAUCAUUAGAAAUUUUUGCAUAUCACAAAGGAUUGAAGAAAUGGGUUGAAAUCGGUAACUCAGGUAUGUUUAGGCCAGAGAUGUUGGAGACUAUGGGUUUGCCAAAGAAUUUACGUGUUUUGGGAUGGGGAUUAUCAUUGGAAAGACCAACUAUGAUUAAAUAUGGAGUCUCUAACAUUAGAGAGUUAUUAGGACAUAAAGUAUCACUAGAUUUUAUUGAAACAAAUCCUGCUGCUAGAUUGGAUGAAUUGUUAUAG
This is a messenger RNA of Lodderomyces orthopsilosis Co 90-125, 1491 nucleotides long. It is a transcript of the gene FRS2, whose product is annotated as phenylalanine--tRNA ligase subunit alpha. Gene Ontology annotation, biological process: phenylalanyl-tRNA aminoacylation. The transcript has a single exon. Gene Ontology annotation, cellular component: cytosol; phenylalanine-tRNA ligase complex; cytoplasm. Gene Ontology annotation, molecular function: ATP binding; tRNA binding; phenylalanine-tRNA ligase activity. Bases 1 to 1491 code for a protein of 496 amino acids. NCBI's taxonomy places the organism in Eukaryota, Fungi, Ascomycota, Pichiomycetes, Serinales, Debaryomycetaceae. The record is from RefSeq and is a predicted model, not a curated record.